Protobothrops mucrosquamatus (brown spotted pit viper) is the source of this 2019-nucleotide messenger RNA. RefSeq names its product growth hormone inducible transmembrane protein (gene GHITM). Gene Ontology annotation, cellular component: mitochondrial inner membrane. NCBI's taxonomy places the organism in Eukaryota, Metazoa, Chordata, Lepidosauria, Squamata, Viperidae. The transcript has 10 exons. The record is from RefSeq and is a predicted model, not a curated record.
CCGGGAGGGCCGCGGCGCCAUCGGGAGAAGGACGAGCGGCGUGAGGAGGCAGCUUUUGUCGUCGACUUGAUUCCCGCAGCCAUGCUGGUAGCAAGGAUGGUGUGCCUUCGGGCUCUCUCCGGCCACAGCCUGCGCUCUGCCGUUGCUCAGAUUUCGCCCGCCGUGAGAAAUUCCUCCCUGAAGACCAAGCAGUGGCUCACGCAGCCUUACCAGGGAUAUGCCUCCAGGGUUCGGACAGGAAUACGCCAAAGAAAAGUCGGUGAAGAAGUGAAAGAAGCAGCUUUUGAACCAUCGAUGGAAACAGCCUUUAAAAUUCACCAGACAGGACGAUGGAUCGUGGCUGGGGGUGCUGCUGUCGGUCUCGGAGCCCUCUGUUAUUACGGGCUGGGGAUGUCCAAUGAAAUCGGCGCGCUGGAAAAAGCCGUGAUUUGGCCCCAGUACGUCAAGGACAGGAUUCGUUCCACUUACACGUACUUCGCCGGGAGCGUGGGCUUGACCGCCUUGUCCGCAGUGGCGGUCAGCAGAUCCCCUGCCAUGAUGGGGUUGAUGAUGAAGGGCUCCUGGCUGGUAAGAUCUUCUCUCCCUGGCCCCAACUGAUCCUGUGCAGGGGGGGGGGGACAACUGUUGAAAUCCAUGAGUCAUAAAAGAGCCAAGGGCCCGUUUAGUUUACCUCUCUUUCUCCCCCUAGGUGUCAUGGGUGCGGUGGUGGCUCCUUUGACUCUCCUUGGCGGCCCCCUCCUCAUCCGAGCUGCUUGGUACACAGCAGGAAUCGUGGGGGGGCUGUCCGCCGUGGCCAUGUGCGCCCCAAGUGAGAAGUUUCUGAACAUGGGAGCCCCCCUCGGCGUGGGCCUGGGACUGGUGCUCGUUUCCUCUGUGGGAUCGAUGUUCCUGCCUCCGACUUCCAUCUUGGGCGCCGGCAUGUAUUCUAUCGCAAUUUACGGCGGGUUGGUCCUUUUUAGCCUGUUCCUGCUUCACGACACCCAGCAAGUUAUCAAGCGUGCGGAGAGUCAGCCGUACCUGGUGGUCGGCAUGCGGAAAUACGAUCCCAUCAACGCGUGUAUGGGCAUUUACAUGGACACCCUCAACAUCUUCAUCAGAGUGGCUACCAUGCUUGCUGGCGGUGGCGGCAGGAAGAAGUAGAUGCAACUGCACUGACAGGUCCCCAGUCAGUUUCUCUUCUUAGUGCAAACUAGAAUAAAAUGUUUGUUGCGUCCAAGCAGCUUUCAUAUAGACGUUUGAUAUUCUAAGUACUCAGUCUUGAAGUUGUUCUUGGUCAGCAUGACUUAGGUCUUGGUUUCCAGUUGUAAUUUGUAAAAGCAUCCAGUGGAAACCAGUUUGCACAUACCACUCAGAUCACUUUACUUGGAUUGGAGAGGUUUUUGAAACGGAAAAGAAGUUCAUAUCAAUAAAUCUACAUUUAUAGCCAUUGCUAAGUUCUCUUCUCCUUUCAAAAGGUCUGCCACUCUGGUCUGGCGUCGUAGGCCUGGAAGACCAUUUUAUGCUCUUUAGCAAGAAUUGAAUUCAGCUACGGAUUCAGAAACUAUAAAAUCAUUUCAGUGGAAAAUCGGGAAGCUAUCCAAGCAUGUUUGCUACCUGAAAUUGGCUUAUUUUGGAACAGACCUCCUGGUGGAAAUUUGAUGUAGAGAGGAACAAUGGAGAAUAGCAAAGAAUUCUUUGUGGGGCUGUGUUCUGCCCCAAAGUCAGGAGGGGCCCUCAUCUUCAGCCAUGUUUUUUUCUCAAAAUCCUCUACCAAAUACUAGCCUACAACUGGCCCUUCCUGUUGAUCACUGGUUAGGGAUUUCUAAAAGAAUAUUAAGCAGGACUCUACGUGUAAUUCCAGAAUUAUCGGCUGGGGAAAACCAGUUGUACAUAAACCUAUAAGAGAGAAAAUGCAUUCAAAAUGAUGUGAAGCUCCCAGCUUCUGUAACACUCUCAUUUCGUUCACAGAUACAGCAAUUCCGCAAUGUAUAGUGUCAAUCUAUGUUUUCGGGUCUUAAUAAAUGAAGUCCUUGCACAACG